Messenger RNA from Penicillium manginii, 1578 nucleotides. RefSeq lists its product as uncharacterized. Gene Ontology annotation, molecular function: myo-inositol:proton symporter activity. Gene Ontology annotation, cellular component: membrane. The coding region runs from base 1 to 1578 and encodes 525 amino acids. Gene Ontology annotation, biological process: transmembrane transport. The transcript has 2 exons. The record is from RefSeq and is a predicted model, not a curated record. Lineage: Eukaryota; Fungi; Ascomycota; Eurotiomycetes; Eurotiales; Aspergillaceae.
AUGAGCGGCCUUAGUCGAAAGAGUUCCCAUUCAGACGACGAAGAUAUCAAGGAUUUGGCUGAGCAUGUCGAAGGCUCCUCUAUUGUUGAGUUGGACACCAUUGAAAAUACCAGGUGCAGCAAAUAUGCUUGGCUAGUCUCACUGACAGCAGCUGUUGGAGGAUUUUUAUUCGGAUACGACACCGGCAUCAUAUCAGGUAUUCUUGUAUAUCUUGGAGAUGGUCUGGGGAAACCCCUCAAUGGCAGUGAGAAGGAAUUGGUCACAUCGAUCACCUCUGGCGGUGCUUUUAUCGGUGCCGUCGUGGCCGGUCUAUGUGCCGACCGUUAUGGGAGAAAGAUGGGCAUAUAUACGGGCUGCGUCUUGUUCGUCCUCGGCGCUGUCAUCCAAGCUUCUUCCUUCUCUAUCGCCCAAAUGACCGUCGGGCGGGCGGUUGUGGGACUAGGGGUCGGUUCUGCGGCUAUGAUUGUACCGCUUUACAUAGCAGAAGUGGCACCGGCAAAAUAUCGUGGACGUAUGAUAAGCCUCGACAACCUAUCAAUCACAACCGGACAACUCGUCAGCUAUGGAAUCGGAGCUGCAUUUGCGAACGUCAACGAGGGAUGGCGAUAUAUGGCUGCAAUCGGUGCAGUGCCGGCAGUAAUUCUUUGCUUCCUCCUUCCUUUCUGUCCAGAAUCACCACGACAACUGAUUUACCACAAGAAGCGAGAUGAAGCCGCAAAGGUUAUUGCAAGGAUCUUCCCUGAUGGAACCGAGCUCCAGGUUCAGCAGAAGGUCCAGCAUAUUUCGCUCCACGUGGAAACAAAUCAAAAUACGGACAGAGCAUUGUGGUGGCAAAUCAAACAGCUAUACGUCGUUGGAUCAAAUUUCCGUGCCAUGUUCGCAGCCUGUGGACUCAUGGCAAUUUCUCAGCUAGGUGGAUUCAACUCAAUCCUAUAUUACUCCGGCACGAUUUUUGCUGCCGUUGGAUUUGACAAGCCGAUUGCAGUGGGCACUAUCAUUGCCGCGACAAAUUGGAUCUUUACUUGGAUCAAUCUGUUCCUGGUUGACCGUGUUGGUCGUCGACAGAUCCUCAUGAAUACGCUGUGGGUAAUGGCUGCAGCAAUGGCCUGCGCAGCAAUAUGCUUUCAUUGGGUACCGCUCAGCCCGAGUCUUGAAAUCACUUCCCAAAAGACCGGGUGGGCUGCAGACUUGGUCUUAGUUUCUAUGGUGGUAUUCGUUGCGUUCUACUCCGUCGGAGCUGGUAAUAUCGCCUGGAUGUCUUCCGAAUUUUACCCUAUCGAAGUUCGUGCUGUCGGGACAAUGCUUUUGACAAUGAGCUGCUGGGGCUCUAAUGUCAUCGUCUCCUCCACUUUUCUUACACAAAUGGAAAACAUCACGCCGUCGGGCGCUUUCGGUUUCUAUGCCGCGGUUUCGUUCUUCGGCUGGAUCGGAGUUUAUUUUUGCUACCCCGAAGUGAAAGGAAUGACCCUCGAAGAUAUUCGCGAGGUAUUUGAACAUGGUUUCGGUGUCGAUUUUGCCCGUCAAAAACAGAAGGCGCUCAAGCUGAAUUCGCAAAGCCAGACCCCGGAUCAAGUAUAG